This is a messenger RNA of Strongylocentrotus purpuratus (purple sea urchin), 1038 nucleotides long. RefSeq lists its product as uncharacterized. The transcript has 5 exons. The record is from RefSeq and is a predicted model, not a curated record. The coding region runs from base 1 to 1038 and encodes 345 amino acids. Lineage: Eukaryota; Metazoa; Echinodermata; Echinoidea; Camarodonta; Strongylocentrotidae.
AUGACCAUCCGACAAGCUUCGUCUCAGCCAUGUCCUGAAAGCAAAGAGCAGAGCUGCUGCAGCGAUGGUUAUGGUCUUAACUACACUCUACCAUUGUUUGGCCAAUGCCUUACGACUAGGCAAGAAGAUGGGUCCAUGGUGCAGACGAUCCCAAAGCUCAUCCCAGCAUUUUCUCUCGGUGAUACCCAAUGCAGGAGGAAGAACAAACAUGGUAUCCCUCCAGGGACAAGAGUUUGUCGCGUUCCAGAUUGCAUGAAAGAACCCUGUUCCAGUGGUUGGUGUGAGGAGACUAUGACUGGCUUCCACUGUCACGUCUUGGAGAGUAAUGUAACACCACGUAACACCACGACUUUGUCAUCGGACAUUACCACUUCUACCGGACCCUCAUCUUCACCAGAGUCGGACAGUUCAACCACGACCUUAGAGCCUGUCGCAAGAUGUCCAGAUGACUGGGUGGAAGGACGUAUCAGCAACAAAUGCUACCUUCUCGAUCCUGAGGGAUCCUGGGUCUCAUGGUAUCAAGCAAGAAACAUUUGUGCAGACAUCAAUGUAACAAACCCGAAGGGUCGCGUCAUCCACGCACAGCUUCUUGUCUUGGAGAGCAACGACGAGAUGUUAGAAUUGAGGCAGAACUUAAUAGAUUCCUUUGAGCUUUGGUAUGAUCGGUUGAGGAAUUCAGACCGAGUAUGGCUCAAUUGCAACGAUAUGGAGAAGGAAGGGACAUAUUACUGUGAUACGAACGGCGAAAGCAUCCCAAUGCAAUACUUUAGUAAGUGUUCUACUGGAAUGCCGGGCAACCAAGCGAUGAUGGCACUGGUGACAAUCCAAAGGACUGUGUUUCGACGUGGAACUAUUGGCCGUUUCGGUGGACUUUACAGGAUUACUCCUGUGAAAGCUAUUCCAAAACUGUUUGUGAAAUUACCAGAUUCGGGGAAAAUUCCACUAAGUCAACCCAGUCAGCGGCUGAAUCUUCAAAAAGUACUUUUCCUUCAGUUGCUACCUCUCCCCCUCAAUCCUCGACGCCCCAAGAAGGUAUAA